This is a messenger RNA of Mercurialis annua (annual mercury), 1890 nucleotides long. Its product is annotated as lysM domain-containing GPI-anchored protein 1-like. Bases 407 to 1657 code for a protein of 416 amino acids. Lineage: Eukaryota; Viridiplantae; Streptophyta; Magnoliopsida; Malpighiales; Euphorbiaceae. The transcript has 5 exons. The record is from RefSeq and is a predicted model, not a curated record.
UGUGUGAAACACAAAGAUCGAGAAUCUGACUGCUCACUCUGUACAUAAACAUUUGUCUCCUCUUCCUUCCCUCUCCUUUACUCUCUCUCUCCUUCUUUAGUUCAAAAACACUCUCUUUAGCUCUCCUUCUCUGCUUCUGGAGUCCACCAUACAAACCACAACAACCCAAAACAAAACGAAAUAACCCCAUCAUUCAGUAAACCUUCCUAUCUUUGCUCUACAUUUCACCAUCCUUCCUAUCUUUGGUCUACAUUUCACCUUCCUCACUUUGUUUUCUGUUUGUUUCAGCUCUGGGUUUAAGCAAAACCAACAACAACAAACCCUAAAUAACCCACCCACAUUCUCCUCCAUUUACACUCCAAAGCACUAAAGGAUUAGAGGCUUUUGCUUUCUGAACAGCCUAAAGAUGCAAACUUCAAAAAAGCCCAUUUUUCUGUUUUUGAUUUUAACCAGUGUUGUAGCUUUUGUAACCUCCAAAUCAACAAUUGAACCAUGUUCAAAUAACGAUUCUUGCAAUGCUCUUCUUGGUUACACACUCUACACAGAUCUUAAAGUCUCUGAAGUUGCUUCUCUUUUUCAAAUUGACCCAGUUGCUCUCCUCACUGCAAACUCUAUUGACAUCUCUUACCCAGAUGUUGAGAACCAUAUUCUUCCUUCUCACCUCUUUCUCAAAAUUCCAAUUACUUGCUCUUGUGUUGAUGGGAUUAGAAAAUCUGUUUCUACUCAUUACAAGACUAGGCCUUCGGAUACUUUGGCUUCCAUUGCUGAUUCUGUUUAUUCAGGUUUGGUGUCUGCUGAUCAGAUAAAGGAGGCUAAUUCCAUCCAGGAUCCUUCUGCUCUUGAUGUUGGGCAGAGUCUUGUUGUGCCAUUGCCUUGUACUUGCUUUAAUGGCACUGAUAACUCGUUGCCUGCUAUUUAUUUGUCUUAUGUUGUGAAAGAUGUGGAUACUUUGGCUGGGAUUGCUUCUAGGUAUUCUACUACUAUUACUGACUUGAUGAAUGUUAAUGCUAUGGGGAAUCCUUCUAUCAAGCCUGCUGAUAUUCUUGCUGUGCCUUUGCCCGCAUGUGCUUCUAAGUUUCCUAAUUACGCCUUAGAUUAUGGCCUGAUUGUGCCAAAUGGGAGCUAUGCUAUUUCUGCAAGUCAUUGUGUGCAAUGCAGCUGCGGACCAGGAAAUCUUGAUUUGUACUGCAUGCCUGCUUCCUUGGCGGUAUCUUGUUCUAGCAUGCAGUGUCGGAAUAGCAAUCUCAUGCUUGGGAAUGUCACAUGGCAGCUGAGUAGUGCCGGUUGUAAAGUGACUUCUUGUGCUUACGGUGGAUUUGUCAAUGGCAGCAUUGUGGCUACGUUAUCCACGUCUCUUCAGCCUAGAUGCCCAGGUCCACAGCAAUUUCCUGCACUUGUAGCCCCACCUACUACGGUGACCAGGGACUCAACAUUUGGCCAAGCUCCGGCACCUUCACCUCAGUCAGAUGGUUCGGGUACGACAAUGCCUAAAACUACUGUGCCAACAACCGGAUCACUUCCUGGAUUAGCCCCUAUGGGUGGUCCAAUAGGAGGUGCAUCUGGUGCUUGCUCCUUGGUGAAUCCAUUAGCUGCUUCACUUAUUGCACUUACGCUAUACAUUUCAGUUUCCAACUUCAUGAUCUUCCUUCCAUUGUAAUUUUGCCAUGAGUUGCCGGUCCAGAUGGUGGGAUUUUGGUCAGCUUUGUGACUUAAUUUUCGACAGGUCCCACUAGUCUGUUGUAGUUAGUUAGCCUUCUUUAAUUUAUUUUUACCCGUGAACCAAUUCGUCGAUGCGGGAGUGAUAGGCUACCAUUCCGCCUAGCUACUAUUUUGUCGUGCUGGCUUGCUGUAUUGUGUACGUUGAAGUGAAUGCCGUCGGUUUUUUGGUCA